AUUUGCCAAAGUGUCAUGAUGGCGUACCGAUGGCUAUCGUUAUUAGUGGUAGUCACUUUACUCCAGGGUGUAUUACUUCUAAGUCCUAUACCAGUACCUGAUAAACAAUGGGAGGAUUUUGAUGUACACCCUAUCCAAACAGCAGAAGAAGAAUGGGAACAAUAUAAUGAAUUGUUAAUAAACUCCGAUUAUAGACUUCCGAGAACAACGGUGCCGGAGCACUAUGUGCUUUCGUUGACGCCAUAUUUUGAACAUGAGGAUGAAAACCGCACCUUUACAUUCGAUGGAAAGGUCAAAAUCAAUAUUAAAGCAACUACGGAAGGUGUUAAUGAAUUAAUCAUGCACUGCAAUGAUCUCACUGUGAAAAGUGUUACUGUUCAAUACACAGAUGUUAAUAAUGAAAUUAAGCAGAUUGCCUCACCUAACCAGAGCUUGGAGUGCGAAAUGCCUUAUAGCUUCUUAAGGAUAUCCACAACAGAAGAUUUGCAACAACUUGUGACGUAUGAAGUAGAUAUGGAAUUCACUGGUCGUCUUCAAUCCAACAUGAGAGGUUUUUACCGGAGUUGGUACAUUGACAGUACUACUAAAAGAUGGAUGGCUACCACGCAAUUCCAGCCAGGUCAUGCGCGUCAAGCAUUCCCUUGCUAUGACGAACCUGGUUUCAAGGCAACUUUCGACAUCACCAUAAACAGAGAACCUGAAUUCAGCCCUACGAUUUCCAAUAUGCCUAUUAAAACUACUUCAUUAGACACAGAAACUGGUCGCGUCUCUGAAACUUUCUACACAACCCCACGGACUUCUACAUACCUUCUAGCGUUUAUAGUAUCCCAUUAUGCGGAAAUUGAAUCAAAACCUGGUGAAGAUCGGCCAUUUAGAAUCUACGCUAGAGAUAACGCAGGCAUAACAGGAAAGUGGGCUUUAGAUGUUGGAAUAGACCUGCUAAGAGAGAUGGAAGAGUACACGCAAAUACCCUAUUACACUAUGGCUGAAAAUAUGGAUAUGAAACAAGCUGCCAUACCUGACUUUUCAGCUGGUGCUAUGGAAAAUUGGGGACUCUUAACAUACAGAGAAGCUUUGAUUCUCUACGAUCCUGAAAACUCGAACCACUUUUAUAAGCAACGUGUUGCUAAUAUCAUAUCUCACGAAAUCGCCCAUAUGUGGUUUGGAAACCUAGUCACGUGCGCCUGGUGGGAUAAUUUGUGGCUAAAUGAAGGCUUUGCUAGAUUCUACCAAUAUUAUUUGACUGGCAAGGUGGCACCUGAAUUAGGUUACGGUACUCGAUUCAUAGUUGAGCAGUUUGAGCAAGCCAUGAGUGCUGAUUCCGUAGACACUGCUCACGCUCUAACAAAUCUGGCCGUUAGUGAUCCAACAACUGUCAGCGCCCAUUUUUCAUCUAUUACUUAUGCGAGAGGAGCAUGCAUAUUGAGAAUGACAGAGCACCUUCUAUCUUACGAAACUUUUGUUAAAGGCCUACGAAGAUAUUUACAAGAGAGGAAAUAUGAUGUAGCCGAACCUCAUCAUUUAUUCGAAGCACUUGAUGUCGCUGCUGAAGAAGAUGGUGCUCUGAAUAACUAUGGUGGUAUUACCAUUGAUCAAUACUUUAGGAGCUGGUCAGAGAAAGCAGGACAUCCAUUACUAACAGUUACUAUUGAUCAAGCUACCGGGGAAAUGAUAAUAAAACAGGCACGUUGGGAACGUACGUCGGGUCAGUCAAUUCAUCCUAGUCUAUGGAAUAUUCCUAUAACAUGGGCACGAGCCGGCGCUGCUGAUUUCGUAGACCUAAAGCCUUCCCAGUUCAUUACAGACGAAACUACAGUAAUUCAACGUGGUACCACAGGAAAUGAAUGGGUUGUUUUCAACAAGCAAGCGUCAGGUUUCUACAGAAUUAACUAUGACAGCAUCAACUGGGCUCUUAUCACACAAGCUUUGAGGUCGGAUGUUACAGUCAUUCAUGAAUACAACCGGGCACAGAUCAUAGAUGACUUGUUCAACUUCGGUAGAGCGGGUGUGUUGCCUUACGAUAGAGUGUUCAACACUAUGUCUUUCCUUGAGUUUGACGAUCAAUAUGCACCAUGGAUAAAUGCUAUUACUGGAUUUAAUUUCUUAAUUAGGAGGCUAGCUCAUGACACAUCCAACUUGAAUAAAUUACAGAACGUGAUUCUUCAAUUUAGUAAAGCUAUAACAGCGCGAUUAGGAUAUGUGGAAAUAGAUGAGGAACCUUUCAUGGAUGGCUUAUUGAGGAUGUAUGUCAUGCAAUUCCUUUGUAAUAUUGGAGAUCAGCAAUGUAUAAACACUGGCAAGGAAAGAUUCGCUGCGUGGAGGAGCGGAGCUGUCGCUAUUCCUGCAAAUAUGCGGCCAUGGGUUUACUGCGUCGGCCUUCGUGAAGGAAAUGCUGCCGAUUUCGACUUUUUCUGGGAUAAAUAUUUAAUUGAAGAUCUUGCUAGUGAACAAGUCGUUAUGCUUCAAGCAGCUGGAUGCACUUCUGAUCAAAAUAGUCUUGCAAAGUUCUUGAACGCUAUUGUCGAUGAAGAAGAAAUUGUUAGACCACAAGACCUCACUACUGCUUUCAAUUCAGCAGUGACCCGAAACGAAGUUAAUACGCUCAGAGUAUUUGAAUGGCUUAAGAAUAAUGUUGAAAAAACAGCAGCCAAAUUUGAAAGUAUCGCAACACCUCUCAGCUAUAUUACACCACGCCUUUUGACUACAGAUGACAUCGACCAGUUUGAGAAUUGGCUGCAAGAAAACCAAGAUAUAAUCGGUGCAACUGCUUAUCAGACCGGCAUUAGUGGUGUGUCAAACGUCAGAAAUUCUCUCAUCUGGUCAGAGCUACGUACUCCCGAAAUUGUUGAAUUCCUUGACAAUGGUUAUGAAGAAGUUGAUAUUCCCGAAGUAACUGAAGCUCCACCUAAUACAACUGAAGCAGCAGAGAUUACCACUGAGAUUCCAUCUACUAUGACUGAAGCAGCAGAGACUACCACUGAGAUUCCAUCUACUACGACUGAAGCAGCAGAGACUCCUACUGAAGCACCCACAGAGGAACCUACUGAAGCACCCACAGAGGAACCUACUGAAGCACCCACAGAGGAACCUACUGAAGCACCCACAGAGGAACCUACUGAAGCACCCACAGAGGAACCUACUGAAGCACCCACAGAGGAACCUACUGAAGCACCCACAGAGGAACCUACUACACCUGGUGAAGAUGGUGCGGCCACCGUUGUAUUAAGUUUUGCAGCCCUUACAGUUUCAAUAGUUAUCACAUUCUUCAACUGGAUUUGAUGUUAUAAAAUUUAAAGUUAAUAUUUUUAGUAUAUUAAACGAAUAAAUAUAAUUUUCUAUGG
Molecule: messenger RNA, 3341 nt
Organism: Diatraea saccharalis (sugarcane borer)
Lineage: Eukaryota; Metazoa; Arthropoda; Insecta; Lepidoptera; Crambidae
Source: the annotation of a GenBank genome assembly